Molecule: messenger RNA, 2630 nt
Organism: Engraulis encrasicolus (European anchovy)
Lineage: Eukaryota; Metazoa; Chordata; Actinopteri; Clupeiformes; Engraulidae
Gene: lcat
Product: lecithin-cholesterol acyltransferase
Exons: 6
Coding region: 477-1865 (462 amino acids)
Biological process (GO): lipid metabolic process
Molecular function (GO): phosphatidylcholine-sterol O-acyltransferase activity
Source: RefSeq, a predicted model, not a curated record
UCAUGUUGUUAAUAUGUCACUGUUCACCUCAGGAGUAGGCGACUGACAAUCGAUAGGGCGUGUUUAUUUUUUAGAAAAUAACGUAGGCUGCAUUAGUAAAUAUCCAGUAGCCAUGUCUACUAUAUGGCGUGUGCAGUCUAGCUCAUGAGCGUCACAUUUUGACAUAGUUUUGCUUCCUUUCUUAGGAGUCAGGAUUUUUUAACCGACACCCUUGGGCAACCCAGCGGUAGAAUUUCUACUCCAUGUCCAAACGUUUUGGAAAGUCCAGCUGCUGUCUGUCUCCUCUCUGUUCGAUUAACCACGUUGACCUUCUGACCUCACGUUUCUCUCUGAACUUCACGUUCCCGCCCCUCGCUCGGGGUUCGCAGGCAGCGCUGACCAAUGUAUAAAAGAGUUUGUAAACACUCCUUGGUCCUGACAGCAUCAUCUGUGUAUAGAGCGUUUUGAGAGGAAGCAAUUGAUAGCGGCAAAGCAUAAUGGAAGUCUUUAAUUCGUCACUCACAAUCAUUUUAAUGAUAGGCCUGGUUAUUCAACAGUCUGCAGGAUUUUGGCUGUUCAAUGUCAUUUUCCCUCCUACUGCAAAACCUCAUACUGCAACCAACAACACUCCGCCUGUUAUUAUAGUUCCAGGGAACUUGGGGAAUCGCUUGGAGGCAAAGAUUGACAAGCCAUCCCUUGUCCACUGGAUGUGUUACAAGAAAACAGAUCACUUUUUCACUCUGUGGAUAGACUUGAAUAUGUUUAUGCCAAUUGGCAUAGACUGCUGGAUUGACAAUAUCAGGAUUGUGUACAACAGGACCACAAGGAAAACCUCCAACGCACCUGGCGUGGAGGUUAGAGUGCCAGGCUUUGGCCAGACCUACCCAAUAGAGUUCUUGGACACAAACAGAUUAGCAGGAUAUUUCCACACCAUGGUUCAGCAUCUGGUCAACAUGGGCUAUGUCCGCAAUGAGACCGUGAGGGGAGCGCCCUAUGACUGGAGGAUCGCACCCAAUGAGCAGGAGCAUUACUUCCGGCAGCUGCAGGACCUGGUGGAGGAGAUGUAUGAUCAGUAUCAGCAGCCCGUGCACCUGCUGGGCCACAGCAUGGGCAGCAACUACAUCCUCUACUUCCUCAACCAGCAGCCCCAGGCAUGGAAGGAUAAGUACAUACGCAGCUUCAUCUCCCUCGGGGCGCCCUGGGCCGGCGCAGUCAAGCCGCUUCGGGUCCUGGCCUCAGGUGAGAAUGACGGCAUCCCGCUGGUGUCCAACAUCAAGAUCCGGGAGGAGCAGCGCAUGACCACCACCAACCCCUGGAUGCUCCCGACGGAGGACGCCUGGCCCGCCGACCACGUCUUCAUCUCCACGCCGCGCUUCAACUACACCAACCAGGACUACAAGCGCUUCUUCCAGGACAUCAGCUUCGAGGACGGCUGGCACAUGUGGGAGGACACGCGCAACCUGUCGGCCGGGCUGCCCCCUCCUGGCGUGGAGGUGUACUGCUUCUACGGCGUCGGCCUGCCCACGCCCGUCACCUAUAUCUACGACGAGGAGUUCCCCAACGCGGACCCCGUGGACUUCCUGUAUGACGACGGCGACGACACGGUGGACAGCCGCAGCAUGAGCAUGUGCAAGCGCUGGGUGGGCCAGCAGGAGGCGCCGGUGCACGUGAAGGAGCUGACGGGGCUGCCCCACCUGGACAUGGUCUUCCACCCGCGGGUGCUACUCAUGAUCCAGAGGAUACUGGAGGGCAAGGGCGUGGAGGAGGUGUUCCAUGCGUACGAUUUCUACCCCACACCGGCCCCGCGUGCCAGCAACACCACCAACACCACCCAGUCUCCUCCUCCUGCUCCUCUCACAGACGAGCCCCCAGUGUCGGCACCGUAGGCCUUGUGCCUGUGUAGGUGGAGGGAGAGGGGAAGGGGGGGAGCAGCGCACAAACGUGAAGAUUACUGCCUAUCAUGAGUCUUCAUGCAUUGUGAACAAGCGAAGCAUAGAACCAACUAAGUUCUACUUCAGUUCAACUUAGCAAUGUGUUUAGAAACAUACUGUACAUGGAUGCAUGACAUUGUUAAGUUGAAACUAUGUGAAAGAGAAAUGUGUGUCUUUCUUUCCUUUCUUCUUUCUUGGUUGGUUCUGUGUUUCACUUAUUUACAGCGAUGAAGACGGAAACAAUAAUAACCUCUGUCGGUUACUCAGAGCCGACUUUACACACACAUCAGAGACAGUGAUUAAGACAGGUGUCAAGCUGGGGGAAAGUGUCAAAUCUGUACUUACAUGCUCUUUAAAAGACUCUUAAAUGCCCAGCCUCUGUUGUACAGUAUGUGUUGUGUGAUUGUGUGAUGUCUUUACAUGUUGGGUUGCUUUAGGUACCUAAAAAUGUCAGUGUAUAGUGUUUCAGUGUAUUUUUAUUCUAAUUAAAUGUACAUUUUAUAUAUCUGUACUUUUGUAUAACUGGAUUCUAAAUCUGACCUGCUGAUUCUGCUUGUAAUUGACACUUUGGACUGAAAUGCAGAAGGCACUGGAUAGAUUGCUGAAAACAUUUGAUGUAAAAAUAUAAAAAAUAAAGACAUAAAUAACAAGUUUUCUGAUACAUUUUGUGUACUGGUACUGUAUACACAUUGAGCUUUGUUUAUCUUUUCCUACAUUUAA